Molecule: messenger RNA, 4182 nt
Organism: Herpailurus yagouaroundi (jaguarundi)
Lineage: Eukaryota; Metazoa; Chordata; Mammalia; Carnivora; Felidae
Gene: MAPRE2
Product: microtubule associated protein RP/EB family member 2
Exons: 8
Coding region: 307-1254 (315 amino acids)
Molecular function (GO): microtubule binding
Source: RefSeq, a predicted model, not a curated record
CUCUCUUCCAAAAACAUGGAACGUGGUCCAGACCCGCUAAGCAAGAGGAAGUCACUAAACGCACUAUAAUGCAGUCACGUAAAAUCAAGGGUUAAGUGUUCAAACCUGCACCCGCCCGCCAGCGAGGAGACGGAAGAACUUUCUCGAUUAGCAUAGUAUCUACCCUGGGGCCGCGCUGAGAGUCGGCGGUUCGGUCCCAGCCCAAGUGAAGCGUGCAGUACCGUCUUGAUUGUGCUUUGACGCAGCACCUGCUUCUAAUCUGAGAGGACCCGAGGUUUACAGCUUUGCGGAGCAAGACUCUGUGGGAUGAAACAGAGCAGAGAUCAAAAGAAUCCCGCUUCUCAACGGUACGGUUCAUCUCGACAGCCAGGGAGAGAGCCUGGAUGCUCAAGUUGGGGAAUGGCGGUCAAUGUGUAUUCUACCUCGAUAACCCAAGAGACUAUGAGCAGACAUGACAUCAUCGCAUGGGUUAAUGACAUAGUAUCUUUAAACUACACAAAAGUGGAACAGCUUUGUUCAGGGGCUGCCUAUUGCCAGUUCAUGGACAUGCUCUUUCCAGGCUGCAUUAGUUUGAAGAAAGUAAAAUUUCAAGCAAAGUUGGAGCAUGAGUAUAUUCACAAUUUUAAACUUCUGCAAGCAUCGUUUAAGCGAAUGAAUGUUGAUAAGGUGAUCCCAGUGGAGAAGCUGGUGAAGGGGCGUUUCCAGGACAACCUGGAUUUCAUUCAAUGGUUUAAGAAAUUCUAUGAUGCUAACUACGAUGGGAAGGAGUAUGAUCCUGUAGAAGCGCGGCAAGGGCAAGAUGCGAUCCCUCCCCCCGACCCUGGUGAACAGAUCUUCAACCUGCCAAAAAAGUCUCAUCACGCAAACUCCCCCACCGCAGGUGCGGCUAAAUCAAGUCCGGCAUCUAAGCCGGGAUCUACACCUUCUCGUCCCUCAUCAGCCAAAAGGGCUUCAUCCAGCAGCUCAGCAUCCAAAUCUGAUAAAGAUUUAGAAACGCAGGUCAUACAGCUUAAUGAACAGGUACAUUCAUUAAAACUUGCCCUUGAAGGUGUGGAAAAGGAAAGGGAUUUCUACUUUGGCAAGUUGAGAGAGAUUGAGCUACUCUGUCAAGAGCACGGGCAGGAAAACGACGACCUCGUGCAGCGACUAAUGGAAGUCCUCUAUGCUUCGGAAGAACACGAGGGUCACCCGGAAGAGCCGGAGGCAGAGGAACAAGUCCACGAACAGCAGCCCCAGCAGCAGGAAGAGUACUGAAGGGUCCUGGCAGCUCUCAACUUCGACUUUGCGUGGGAACUUUUCUUCUGGAGAAACGUGUGGCCUCAAGCUCAACAGAAACCAGUUGUUCCCAGUCUGCCGUUAACACCAACGCACUGUUGCAUACGCCAGCCACGGCGCUCGGUUCCCGUUUCCUUUGCCAAGACCCAUUAGCAGCCGGCCGUGUGGCGGCCUACCUGAGAGAUCGUGGGGUCACACAUCUUCUACUUCACUUGGCUGCUUGAGAUUGAUUCUGCUCUUUUUCAUUUCUUUCCAGAACAACUCUCCCCACCCCACCACCACCCACACCCCCUUUUUAUCCUGGUGUGAAACAAUGGUAAUUUGAUAUAUGGUAUUUAUAUUGGCAUUUCUCAACCCAGUGUCACUAGAUGUCACACAUUUGUGGUGCUUUGAUGUUUGCAAGUCUAACCUCUGAACAUAAAUUUGGUCAAAUAAUAAAUUGGAACAAAGGGAAAGAGAUACUUGAUAUGAAAGCCAUAAGGACAGUGACUUGUUUUAUAGGGAAAACCAGUUUCUCCCUCUACUCCCAACACUUAAGGGAAAAAAAAGAAUCAAAACUAGGACUUCAGGGCCCAGUGUUUCUCCCUGAGCAUGUUAGACAAACUCACAGUUAGUUUUGAAAGACAUUCACUCAAGGACAACACCAUCUCAACUUAGCUCUCCAACUGCUUGCCCCGCCCGGCGGGCGGGCCCCGCCCCCAGGUUCUCAUGCUAUUUUCUUUCUCAGGGUCCUCUUUGGUGGGCAGCCCCUCUCCCUGUAAGCUGUCAGUCAGCUACAGUCCAGAGGGGGUCUGCGUAGGUCCCGGUCCUCCUGCCUCUCUCUGAGUCUCCGCCCAAAGCCUGUCCUCCACGCUAGGGGACUCCUCCUGUAGAAUGCCCUGAGGGUGUGUGGCCCGAGCGCGUGAGCGUCAGCGUUCCGCAGGGAGCUGCACACUCGCUGGAAGUGAAGACCACCUUACUAGGAGCAUCAUUCCAAGGGAGACGCCAUCUUCCCAAGUCUGGUGUUGACACUGGAAUGACAGCACAGGAAACUCUAGGACUCCCAAUACCUUCUGGAAUAAGGAAUCUCCCCUCGUUCAUACUGUGGCCCUCCUCGUCAUUGACCUUUGAUAACCUUGGCAAUUCAUAAAGAGAGGAAACAUUAAUGAAUUAAAAGCAUUCCUUAUUUUUUUAACAAAUAUUUGCACAUUUUCUUAGUAUCUUUCCAAAUCUGCCUCUUUUAUUCCUUUGACAGAUGGUAUCCCUUCCUGGAUCAUUCAUUUCACUUGGUUUCUAACUUCAGAUUUACUUCACUUGUUAUUUGACUUAGCAGGUGCAAGCCAAACAAGUGUGCCCACCCCACUUGCCUCUUAACUGAAGCUUAAAAUAAAUUUCUGAAUUAUGUAUCCUAAAGCUUUGACAUUUCUUUAUUAAUUGAUGAACUAAUUCUCAAUUCCACCAUUGAAGCUUUCCACCAAAAGAAGUCUUCUCAAAAUCUUUUGCAGCAACGUGGUAUCCGAGUUACAUGUGAAAGAGUGUAUUUUUGAGGUUAUUACAACACACUGUGCAGAAUUGGACAGAGGUUCUGUGGUAUUUGGUUUCCCUUUCUUCUCUCUCCUGCUUGCUCUGCACAACAGCGGCAGCUCAUUUCUCUCAGGCUGGAAAGCCUGGCUCUCGGCAGUGACAUCCCUCCCACACCUGGUUACAGGUAGUGGUUGUGCUAUACGCGGCAUCAUGCUUAAUGGUGUGGUCUCCUCCUGGCCUUUUGUCCUGAGUUUCCUUGUCAAAAAAUAGCUUUUGUAAAGAGGCACAGUAAGUAAUUCCAUGCCGAUGAUACUCUAGUGUUUCCUGGGCAGUUCCUGGCCGACUCUGGACAUCUCAGUAAUACCCAGUGUCACGGGGAGUGAGACCCAGACUCCUGUCAUGUGGGUGAUUGUGUGAUCAUGUGCAACUGGCCUCAGCCUCACAAGUGACCACUGCUCUGUCCCCAACAGCCCCAGCCUUCUCAGCUGGAAAAACAUACUGGCCCGAUACCUUCCCCUUCCCCAGGGGUCAUACUUCAUUCUCCAUGAGAGAGCCUUGGAGCCAACUAUUCAUUGAUUUAGAAAAGAGCUACAAGUUCCUCUUUCUGUCUCCAUCUGAAACCUCUUCCAUUGUGCCGUAUCGCACGUGACAUCACGGAUACUUCGGGAAAUCUUUAACAGCUAGCUCUGUCUUCUUCGGCUGCACCCCUGUUUCUGUGCAGACCGCGUCUCCUUUACCAGGGCUGCUCCUUCCUCCCUGAGGACUGCACCCCAUCAUUCUCCCAUCCCAGCAUCCAGGGCAUGCCGUACUCCACGGCCCCCUAUGGCGCAUCCUCACGCUGGGCUGAGAAGUACCCCUUCGUGUGCUCCCCCUCCCUCUCAGAAGCCAGACUUCGUUCUUAGUCACACACCUGUGGCUGGUUAUAGCACUUCUGCUGCUCAUGUCAGAUAGGAAGUGAUUGAAGCAGGGGGCAGAGAGAGCGAGCCCCUCUUCUUUCUAAGCAGAAAAGCAGAAAAAGAAAAGACAAACACCUUGUUGACCAGAGAGAAGUAAACUCCAGAAGGGAACCAAGAACUCCUCCCUUCCCUGGUGAGUAUUUCCAUUAUUCCGUUAAGGUUUAAUAUGCAUUCAGAUUACUUUUACUAAAUAGUACACCAUAAAGCUUUUGUUAUAUAUUAAAUGUAAACUGAAAGGAAUGUAAACAUAUGUAUUGUUAAUUAUAAAUAUAGAUAAGUAAUGACAUAAUAGAUGAAAAAGUCUUAUUCAGAUGUAUCUCAUUCAUUUUACAUUACCCGCCUAUUGUCGCAUGGUAGAAUAGUUUUUUUUGUCUCUGAAUAUGUGAAUAACUUGACUUGCGUUUAUCUUUUUACAUAUUUAAUAAAAAAAAAGUAUAUGUUAAAAGGA